Messenger RNA from Monomorium pharaonis (pharaoh ant), 2885 nucleotides. Its product is annotated as protein obstructor-E. Gene Ontology annotation, molecular function: chitin binding. Gene Ontology annotation, cellular component: extracellular region. NCBI's taxonomy places the organism in Eukaryota, Metazoa, Arthropoda, Insecta, Hymenoptera, Formicidae. The coding region runs from base 1033 to 1803 and encodes 256 amino acids. The transcript is spliced from 3 exons. The record is from RefSeq and is a predicted model, not a curated record.
ACUCGUCACUCCGUGACGAUCUUGUUUUCUUCGGAACAGAAUUUCACUUCCCCUCUCUUUCGCAGCGGAAUACCUGUUCUCGAUCACGAAAGAGUACGCAUUAAAAUCUCGCCAUAUCAACUAUGAAUUAGUCUUGCUUUGUCGAGUUUGACCAUGUGAUUUUAUUCCCGGAAAAUUUAAUAGAAUAGGAAAGAAUUUUUAAAGCACAUGCUGUUGACCCCGAUUUGUAAUACAUAAUUGAUUUGAAGGGUUUGAUAGAACUUGAGAUUUUAAAGUUUUUGUAAAUAAUUUAUCUCGACGAUAUCUUAUUUUUAUUAUAUGCACUUUUAUGAAUUUUUAGUUAUAUUUUAAUGUAGCAAAUGUGCUAUAAAUGUGAUUGUUUAUUUAUUUAUUCUUGAAAGUUUUGGUAUUAUCGAAGUAAGAUAUUUACUAGGUUAAUGUUAUUUAGAUCGAAGAUCUCAGUUUUUUUUAUUAAUUUAUUUACAUUUAUACGACAAAACCUAAUAAGAACUAAACAGAAAACGAGGCCGGUAUACAGGUGUCAUUACUCCCAAGGAAUCAUAGAUAAUCAUUUAUAGCAGUCGAAGCAUUAAGUACGCGCUAAUGACCUUCUUCAGUAUGUAAUAAGUCGCCGGUAUAACGAUUAUUAUUAUUAAGGACGCGUGUCACCGUCUCUUAACGAGUUACGUGAAGGGAUUCUUCGCGGCGGAUGCGUUUUACGACAGUGUCAUCGGGCAGCUAUUAGCUCUAGAACUCCCGAUAGACAAAAACAGGUGUGUUCUCCAGGUAGAGCCUUCCUAUGCGGCCCCAGAGAUCGGCCGGGGACGGAGAGUGGGGCGUUCAUAUAAGACACCAAGCAAACGCCUCUCCCAGUGACCAGUCUCGACACGAAAACUCAUCAGCCGAGCUUCCUCGGCUCCCAUACGACAACGCAGAGAAAGAAAGAGUAUAUUCCUCAGGCAUAAACCGGAAUAUUUUGCCAAUUAGGGAUUGACAUUUCGCGUUAAGUCUAUUAUACGCCGUUUUCUCAGGAUGUCGCAGCAGAUCCUUCCGCUCGUCCUGGUGCUCUUGGCUGCUCAGGGCUCACUGGGCCAGAAACAGCAGCAGGAGGACCCAUGCCAGACGAAGUCGCGGGUGGUGGGCGACGCCGAGUACUGCGAUCGCUAUUGGGAGUGCGUGAACGGUCGCCCGGAGUUGUUUGAUUGUCCGAACGGUCUCGUAUUUGCCGGCAAGCACCGCGGUGUCACCGAGGGCUGUGACUAUCCGUGGCGUGCGAACUACUGCGACGGUAAACGCCAGGCAAAUCCGCCGAUUCAAACCGAUCAUUGUGACUGGUUGUACGGAAUCUUCGGCCACGAGACGUCCUGCACCAGGUACUGGACUUGCUGGAACGGCACCGCUACAGAGCAGCUCUGCAUAGGCGGUCUGCUCUACAACGAGCGGGCCAGGUCCUGCGACUGGCCUGAGAACGUCGAGGGAUGUCAGAAGCAUCCACUUUGCAACGACGAUGCAAACGGCAACGUGCCGCUGGGAAAAUCGUGCAACCGUUAUUGGCAGUGCCAGGGUGGUUACCCGCGGUUGCAGCGCUGCCCGGCCAUGCUGGUGUUCGACAGGAGAUCGUUGAGAUGCGUGGUGCCGCCGACGGAGGACUGCGACGUUCCCACGACGCCGCCGCCUACCGAGGGCGAAUUGUCCGACGGUCGCAACGAGCAGGAACCUGAAGAGGAGAACCUGCCGCCCGGUGUGUCGCCUCUGCCAGCGGGUGCCCUGCCUAUUCCCUUGCGGGCGCGUCCCAGGAACUAAAAGUCGCAGCAGGACUUCGUCCUGUCUGACCUGGAAGGACGAAGGAAGCGCCAGGAGAUCCCUUCUCGACGACUGAGAUCCUGGAGAUCGUUGAUCGGUGCGGAGAGUUAGAGAAGAGUUCUCUCGUCGAGUCUCCCCAGGUUUUCACGCGAUAUUUUGCAGUUUCGCAAUUAAUUUGGUAAUUCUAGAAUUCUCGUAGAAUUUCGGAGAUUUUAAAAACUGAUAGAUUCUUUUCAUGUCUUGAAAUAAAUUCUGAAUGUCGGAGAAGUUGCAACGAUUUUCCUCAAGGAAAAGUUAGGUUCUUUCUGUAGAUAAAAUCUUUAUUUCAUUCUCACCAUGAGAAUUUAAUUUUCAUAUACAAAUAUAAAAUUUAAAUUUGAGUAAAAGUGAGAGUGAUAACUACCUAUAAUUAUACAGUCCGGUUCUUUUCAAUUAAUAAAUAAUGGAUUUAUCAUUUUAGUUAAUUCAUGAAUAAAAAGUGUAUUCAUGAGAAAUUCAUCUAUUGGAUAAAUUAUAUUAUAAUUUGUGAUCUAAAAGAUCUUAACUCAUGAAAAAUUGAAUGAAACUUUCUAGCCACUUAAUAACGAAAGAUAAAAGUUUUCAAAGACACUUGGAUGUUUUUACAAAUCUGGAAAGACUAGAAUAAAAUAAACCAAGCCGGACUGAUCUUAAAAGUUAUAAAUAAAACACUCUUAAAAAUAUUAAAUAAGAAAAAAUACGCAUAAAUACGGGAGUUUUUUUUUUAAGAAAUGGAAUUAAACUUAAUAAAAAUGAGGAACCAUUUUUAAGGACUCGUCGACAUCCAUCGAUCCGUUUAUGACCGAUCGAGCUCUCUUUCCCUUUUCAAUAGGGAUUUAUAUUAGUAAUUGACAAUAAUGUUAAUAAAUACAUCUCGUUUUUCGGUUCCUGGACCGUUUACCGUUUACCGUUUACCUCCGUCGCAUCAGUCGAGAUGUAAAUAUUUUUUCUGUCCCCUCCGUCUUCUUUUCCCCUUUCUCAUCCCGCGCUCUUGUAAUUAUAAGACUCGUACCACGUAUAUGUAGAUCGAUUGGAAUAAACUGUACGUUGUAUAUUUUUUAUAC